Molecule: messenger RNA, 576 nt
Organism: Auxenochlorella protothecoides
Lineage: Eukaryota; Viridiplantae; Chlorophyta; Trebouxiophyceae; Chlorellales; Chlorellaceae
Product: 40S ribosomal protein S8
Exons: 4
Coding region: 1-576 (191 amino acids)
Biological process (GO): maturation of SSU-rRNA from tricistronic rRNA transcript (SSU-rRNA, 5.8S rRNA, LSU-rRNA); translation
Cellular component (GO): cytosolic small ribosomal subunit; ribosome
Molecular function (GO): structural constituent of ribosome
Source: RefSeq, a predicted model, not a curated record
AUGGGUAUCUCCCGCGACUCUCUCCACAAGCGCCGGGCGACCGGUGGGAAGCAGAAGGCAUGGCGCAAGAAGCGGAAAUACGAGCUCGGACGCCAGCCCGCCAACACCAAGCUGUCCAGCAACGUGACCGUGCGUCGCGUGCGCGUGCGCGGGGGCAACUCCAAGUUCCGCGCCCUGCGCCUGGACUCUGGCAACUUCUCCUGGGGGUCUGAGGCCACCACCCGCAAGACGCGCAUCCUGGACGUGUCCUACAACGCGUCAAACAACGAGCUGGUGCGCACCCAGACCCUGGUGAAGAACGCCAUCAUCCAGAUCGAUGCCGCGCCCUUCAAGCAGUGGUACCAGCAGCACUAUGGCGUGGAGUCCGACCACGUCCAGCGCAAGCUCAAGCUGCGCAACAAGGACAGGACCCUGGACCCCCUGCUGGACGAGCAGUUCUCCGUGGGCCGGCUGUACGCCUGCAUCUCCUCCCGCCCGGGCCAGUGCGGUCGCGCCGACGGCUACAUCCUGGAGGGCAAGGAGCUGGAGUUCUACCUCAAGAAGAUGCAGAAGAAGAAGGGCAAGCAGACGGCAUGA